UCACGCUGGGGGAUGGAGAGUGACGAAAAUAACAAACAGGCUGUUUCUGGGUGUGGGGGCUGAUAGCUGAAGGACGAGCUUCGACUCUUACUACGUUUAUUUAACUUGUGUCCUGUUAUUUUCUGGCGUCAAGUUAUUAUUUCGUGCCCGUUGACGCUGGAAAAGAAAGUUGUCCUGUAAUUUCGAGCAACAGAGCUGUGAAGUCAGGGGACGGAGAGACAUGGCUCAGGAGACGAAUCAGACCCAGGUGCCCCUGCUGUGCUCCACUGGCUGUGGUUUCUAUGGAAACCCACGUACCAAUGGCAUGUGCUCCAUCUGCUACAAAGACUUCCUGCAGAGGCAAAACACCAACGGCAGGGUCACUGAGACAGUGUCGGUGCCUGCCGUGUCAUCCAGCCUGAGCAGUUUAGACGAAGCAUCAUCCUCCACAGUUACUCCUGCAGGAGUCACACAAGAGGAGGAAGCUUCAGGAGCUUCAGUCCAAGCAGAGCCGAAAACACAAGACAUAACAGCCUCAGGAUCAGAUGCAUCCUCACAGCCAGCCACCCCCGAACCGGAAAAAUCCAAACCCAAAAAGAACCGCUGCUUCACCUGCCGCAAGAAAGUGGGCCUGACAGGUUUUGACUGCCGCUGUGGAAACGUGUUCUGUGGUGUUCACCGAUACUCUGACGUCCAUAAUUGCACCUUCAACUAUAAAGCCGAUGCUGCUGAGAAAAUCAGGAAAGAAAACCCGGUCAUCGUCGGUGAAAAAAUUACAAAAAUCUGAGACAGGGCUCAUGGACAACCCCUAGUCCUUUUCCCCUCCCACCAUUUUCCCCCAUUUUCCCCUCCAUCCCACAUUGCACAGUGGACCUCUGAACAAUACCAGCACAGACCCUCGAAUCAUACACACCACACAGGAGUACUUUUUUUUUUUUCUUUUUCAAGCAAAUAUAUGUUUUUCUUUGGAAUUUAUGUCUAUUGUUUUGUGUGAAAAUGUUACAGAAAUCUAGAUUUAUACAAUUAUAUUUUAAUUUCAAUGACUAACAGGGCUAUGGUGAGACUACUUGAGGGGCGGGUCUUUUCUCAAGUCUAUAAACAAAGAUUGCAUGUUAAACAAGCAAGGAUAUUUUUCUUUAGAUAAAGAAUAUAAACAUGAGUGAUUUAGUUUCACAUUAACGGCUUAAAGCAUGCGAGAAACGUUUUAUCAGCUGGCUUUGCCCUCUAAAUUUUGUUAAAUGAUUAAGAGUUUAUAAUCACUAGUAUAGAAAGUGGCGUGAGUGUGUAAGCAUGUGUACAUGUAUACUGAGUUGCCUUUGCAGAUAUACAGUUAGAGACUGUAGCACAAUUUGGCAGUUCCUUGAUGGCAAAGGAGCACCUCAGGACCACAAAUGAUCAGAUACUAUUUUGGCUGGUGGAUCAUUCUCAGCACAAUACUGACACUGGCACGGUAGCACGAUCAAGUCAUACGGUGUGACUGUAUCAGAUCAGCUCCAUUGUUGGGGAUUUGAACGCUGUUUACACUGACCUUGUCAGUCCAUCUUACAGAGAGACUGAAGCUAAUCUUUUUGUGCGUUGCCAGUUUUAUCCCCUUCAUCAGUGUCGGUUUAUGACCACACUUCCACUGUUGGUUGGUUGUCUAUUCUCAAUCCAGCAGGAAUAUUGAACGAUGCUGCUGCACCUGAUACACUCACAUCACAACGCACAUAUAUGAACACACAGAUCUGAUCAGUAGUGGUCCUGUGGCGGUCCGUUUUCUCUGAUGGACGAGGUAGAGGAGGGCUGUAUGCACAAACUGCGGAGUAACAGGUACAGUCUGAGCUGUCUGGUAGAUAAAAUAGCAACUCAUUGUGUGUGAGUGUGAUUUUGGUAUUAUGCAGCUGGAGAUGUUAAUUAAUCUGUAUUUACUUUAUUAGUGACUGAUUGUUUUCCCUUAAAGACUAUAACUAAUUCAUUUAUUAUUCAAAAUUAUUGUAAUGUGACCACAGAUGAUGAUGAUGAUAAUGAUGGUGAUGCCUGUUAUUUUAUUUUCACUUUCUUCAGCUUUGAUCUGAAUAAAGCAAAACAUUCUUGGCU
Messenger RNA from Pangasianodon hypophthalmus (striped catfish), 2055 nucleotides. RefSeq names its product zinc finger, AN1-type domain 6 (gene zfand6). Bases 221 to 766 code for a protein of 181 amino acids. Gene Ontology annotation, biological process: protein targeting to peroxisome. Lineage: Eukaryota; Metazoa; Chordata; Actinopteri; Siluriformes; Pangasiidae. The record is from RefSeq and is a predicted model, not a curated record. Gene Ontology annotation, molecular function: DNA binding; zinc ion binding; polyubiquitin modification-dependent protein binding. The transcript has 5 exons.